AGGGACAGGCUGACAGGAGGGGUUAAGAGGGGCGGGUUUCUUCUCACAGAGAACAAUCAGUCUUCAGCACUCUAUUCGCGAGGAUGGUGGAAGUCAGGUCAUUCAUUUAUUAAUGAAGUAGUUGGCUGGACAUUUUAAUGAUUGAAGGUUUUAGGGGACUGGCACAGAAGAGUCAAAGCCAGCGUAAGUCAUCCAUGAUUGCAUUGAAAAGUGGGGUAGGCUUAAGAGGCCCGGUGACCUACUCCUCCUGUUUCCUGGUGUUGAGUAGAGGAAGUGAGGGAAUAUUGAAGAGAGGCAAGGAGAUGGAUUUCCUCAUUCUCUUCCUCAUUUACGUGGCUCUUUCCCUUUCCUGUAUGGUGGUUGCCAUCAAAUUUUCAAGACAAUGUCAGGAGUGUUUUGCAAGGAUCUCCCACCGUAUGACUCAGAUGAUUGGGCCAGUGAUUCCUCGAUGGCUGCAGGUAGCAGUGCAGAUGGCUUUACAUAGGCUAAUUUACCAGAGGAACUCUUUCUUCCUGGCCCUACACCUUGUGUUGGAAGUAGCUGUGUAUGGAGAGUAUUCUUGGGAAGUGUUCCCUUUCUGCUUAGAACUGGGAUUCACAUUCAGUAUCUUGCUGCUGCCUUACAUCCUGAUGCUUGGAAAGAUGUACUUUUUCUACCUGUGCUGCACCAGUGACCCUGGCAUAAUUUCUAUUACAAACCACAAGAGGCUGCUGAAAGUGUAUGCAUAUGAUGGAAUUUUGUACCAACGUGCCUGUAUCUGCUCAACGUGCAAACUCGUGAAACCGGCCCGGUCAAAACAUUGCAGAGUGUGCAACCGUUGUGUCCAUCGAUUUGAUCACCAUUGUGUUUGGGUGAAUAACUGCAUUGGCGCAUUAAACAUACGUUACUUCCUGUUGUACCUGGUGAUCCUCUUGGGGAUGGCAGCUGCAGUGGGAACCGUGACAGUAAGCUUCCUUGUCCAUGUGGCAUUGAUGUCUAAUCUACCCCAGGCCAUGUAUGUGAACAAUGAUGGUGAACAUGUGCCUGUUGGCAUCCUGUUUAUUGUCCAGAAAUUGUUCUUGACCUUUCCUCGGAUCCUCUUCAUGUUGGGCUUCACGCUGCUCUCAUUCUUCCUGCUGGCAGGAUACACUACUUUUCACUUAUUCUUAGUUAUGACAAAUCGGACAUCAAAUGAGUGGUACAAAAAGAACAAUUACAGAUGCCACGGGGAUAAUAGCUGUCCCGACAGGCCAAGAUGGGGUCACCUCUAUCACAAGGGGUUCAUCACAAACAUGAAAGAAAUCAUCUGCCCUGUGACAUCUCAGAAAAUAUUCAGAUAAAGAUAUUUUACGUUUUUUUUGCCAGUUUCUAUUUUUUUUUUUCUACUUCAAAUUGUUAAAAUUAAAAAUGGUUGACUACCCUG
Molecule: messenger RNA, 1402 nt
Organism: Leucoraja erinaceus (little skate)
Lineage: Eukaryota; Metazoa; Chordata; Chondrichthyes; Rajiformes; Rajidae
Gene: zdhhc4
Product: zinc finger DHHC-type palmitoyltransferase 4
Exons: 7
Coding region: 138-1319 (393 amino acids)
Biological process (GO): protein targeting to membrane; peptidyl-L-cysteine S-palmitoylation
Cellular component (GO): Golgi apparatus; endoplasmic reticulum
Molecular function (GO): protein-cysteine S-palmitoyltransferase activity
Source: RefSeq, a predicted model, not a curated record